GUCGGGGCCGGGUGUGUGGCGGCGGCCAGGUUGAGGCCGGGCGCGGCGGCGACUAUGAUGCCUGGAGAGACGCCGCUGCCGCCGGCGGGGACGGCUGCCGCCGCGGCGACCUGCGCCAACUGCGGGGUUCUGCAGCAGAGUUUAAAUGAAUAUGUAGCUGCAUUAAUUGCGCUGAAGCAAAAAAUGAUUGAUGGAGAUCGUUUGCUGACAGAGUAUCAACAGAAAUGCACUGAGCUUCAGUUUGCUGAAAGAGAGAUCUCUGCACUUCGUUGCCAAGUGGAACAGAUGCUACAGAAAAUCCUGCCUCUGGAAAAGUGUCAGGAAGAGUUGGGUUCUUUGAAAGCAGAGUUAGAAGAGAAAAAGAGUUCUCUCAAGAUCUAUCAAGAGAGUCAACUGGAGUAUGUUAGGAUUAAAGAAGAAAUAGUAAAAAGUGAUGCUGUGAGAAAGAGACUGGAAGCAAAAGUGAAGAAACUGGAAGAGGCUGCAACAAAGCAUACGCAAGAUUUCAGACAGCUGAAAACUGAAAAGAAGGGGCUUGAAAAGGAGCUAAAGAAGGCACAAGGAAAGCUGGAUGGUGUUUGUAAGGAGAAGGGCAGAAAGAUAGUUAGACAUGCAGAGACUCAGAGUUCUGGUGAAGAUCUUACAACAGAUAUAGACAAAGAAAAAAUAAGACUCUUAUUGAAAGAGCUCUGGAUGUGCAUUGACGGUACAACGGGAAAAAGAGAGAAUUGGGAAAAUGAUUACAUCUUGGCCUUUGGUCAGGAUAAGGCACGGCCUGAAAAAAGAAGACACUUUGUUACACGAGAAACUGUACAAACCCACCAAAAGAUGAGGAAGUCUGACAAAGUGCUACCUUGGCAUUCUGUGCUAGAAAAUGUUGAAAAGCAAAAUUCUGUAACAGACCUGAAACUUUCAGUGGGUACGGAGUCUUCUGGAGAUGACCAUCUUGGAAACAGGACUACUGAAGAAGAUCUGCAAGGUUGUACUAAUGACAGUGCUUUUUGUGAGGACAGAACUGUAAAUGUGAUAGUUCAGACUGAAGGGACACACGGCAGUUCUGACUUUUCUGAUCAGGAGCAAAAUAGCCCAGGUGGAAAUGUGAUGGAUAUAUUAAAUUGGGCCAGACCUCUCCCUGCUCUGCUUUCUCCAAUGCAGCUUUCACCACUAGCUACACAGGAUAUAUUGUUUGGAGAGGUCACGGAUUCCAGCGAUGAAGAAGUUGAUCACAGUGUUUCUGCUGUGGAGGGUAUUUUAGAAGAAGGCAGAGUUCAGCCUCAGAGUUGUUAUAAUGUGUUCAGCCUGAGUGAAGAGUCUCUGUGUGGUCUUGAUGCAGGAAUCUCAGGUAACCUGAGAAACAGUGGAAGGAUUGAACAUACUGGUCCAAAGACGAUAAGCAAGGAGGAGAGAGAUGCUGUAACAAAGCAACCUGAGGCGGCUAUUUUAAUUAUGAACAUGGAAGCUAACAAAGAGCUUUUGAAGGAAAAUUCUGAGAGUAUGAUGGAAACUGAGAAGAGAGAAAUAACUGAAGUAAUAGCACGUAAAUUAGAAGCUAUUCAGGAAGAGAGAGGAGAUAUUGAGGACAUGCCCACUGAAUAUGAAACCUCUUCAACUGAUUGCAUAUUACCCUAUUUCCAGCCUCAGAAUUUGAUGGAAAAAUGUAGUGAGGUAGAGCAAAAAGAGAAUAAUGUAGUCUUAGUUGGAGCUGUUGAUUAUGAGGGUAAGCUUGAAAACCAUGGUGAAUUAAUAAAAGCAGGGGAUGGUUUAUCAGGAGAGAGAGAGACUCCCAGUGCAGUAUCUUUUGCUGAAAAUGUUGUUCACCUGCCACCUGAACAAGGCAUCUUUAUGCUUCAGAAUGAAGAUUCUGAGGAGAAAUCUAAUGUGUUGACAGGGAAUGAAGUAGUUGAAAAUGAAUUCAAAGAUGUAACCAAAUCAAAUAAUAUGGCAAGUGAUACAGAAGAAAACAUAGAACAAAUGUUAAUUGGAGAGGAAGUAACAGCUGCAAUACAGAGAAAAGGACUCUGUACAGAAGCAAAUAAUGAGAGGAAGCUCUCUGAAAGGAUACAGUCUAAUUGCAGUAAUUCUGAAUUCUGUGUAGGAGAGCAUGCUGAGGACCUCAUAAUACAGUGUGAUGGGAAGAAAAGAAGUAUGGAGAUUGACGUAGACACUGGCGCUACUGAGAUCUCUGCUCUCUUUCAGUGCUCUGAAGUAAAACAUGACAGUGAAGAGAUACUGAAGAAACAAUGUGUGCAUAUAGAAAAAUAUCAAGUGGAUGAAGAGUGCAAACUGGAGACUUCUAAUGUCUCUAGACAUUACUUAUUUUUAUCAGCUGCUGAAGGAAUCAGAAAUUCAUUUUAUGUAGAUGAUGCAGACAAAAAUGUAGGUGUGGACAGAAUUCCUUGUUCACCCAUUUCAAAAGAUGAUGAACAGCUCAAAAUUCAAGAGGUGAAUACUACCAAACCUGAGACCAUUGAACAAGCCUUGAAACUGAAGAAAGAAAAUGUUCCAGAAAUAAUUGAAUCAUCAGAAUUACUCCAGAGAACAGAAAAAGGAGUGUUAUUAGAUAUAAAGGAGGGGGAAUCUGUAAAAGUUAAACUACAGCAGGAAGAAAAUGAUUAUAAUUUAUUGCAAAAAAAGUCAGACUUCAAAAGUACACUGGCCCUACCAAAGGCAGCAUGCAUUACUGAUGCAGAAAAUAGUGUAGCCAAGUGUGUUUCACCUGUGUUAGAUUUUACAGAAAGAAAUGGUGAAAUGAAACAAGCUGAAAAUUUGUGUAGCACAUUAGAAUGUGGAUUGUCCAAAACUCAGAACUUAAAAAUGAUUGAGCCUCAGGAGACUAAAUUCCAAGUUAAACCAGAAGGUUUUGGUGGGAAAAGUAGUAUACCAUUAGAAACAGAGAAAGUGGAUACCAUCCAGUCUGUCAUAGCAGAAAGAAAACUAACUUCUUAUGCACAGUUUGCAAAAUGUGUAAAUCAGUUCUCAGUAACUGAAGAUUUUAAAUGUAGUGAAAUAAAAGGGGAAUUAAAUAAGCAAAGCAGAGAAGUGGUGACUGAGAACUGUCUCAGUUCACUUAACUGUGAAGAGAAUGUUGUGAAUAAGAGAAAUAACAUCUCAGAGAUCAUAUGCCAGGCUACUUCAGAAAAAGAUUGUGACGGUGAAUUGGCUUUGUCUACUCAAGAGGUCUUGGAGACAGGCUGUAUAAGUACAGAAGAAACAGAUCCUCCUGUUCAAAUGAAAAUUGACAUGGAAUCCACAGUGCAUGCUGAUCUAGAUUUCGGUCUUCAGAAAGCUGGCAGAUUUGAAACUGAUUUCAUGGAAAAUGCUGCUUCUGCCCAUAUAUGGGAAAACAGGGGAAAUAAAAAAGAUGUUAUGUGUGGUGUGUUUAACUGUUCUUUGGCAAGCUUGGAAGAGGGUUCUGGGAUCUUACCUACUGAAAAAGAGAAAACAUGCAAAGAACUGGACUGCCCUGGGUGUGAAUACACACAUGAAAAUGAACUGGAAAUUCCAAAUGAGAAGGAACAGCCAGUAGAAGAAGAACCUCAACCAUCAGUAGAAACACAGAUCCUGGAUGCAAAUUCCUCUGAUAAUUUCUGUUUCCAAAAGCUUUUUUGUGAAGAAUUAGGAUGCAAGACUUUUAUGUGGGAAACUAGUACAGAUCAGUCUAGAACUGAUGAACUAACAGCUGAGGAAAAAAGCAAAGAAUUGGAGAGUGUUGAGACACCUGAGAAAAGUGAUAGUAAAAGGUCUGAAAGUGCUUUUGAAAUCCCAGAGCAGAGCAAUGAAUCUGAAGAGGAAGACUGUACUGUACAAAAAGUCAGGUAUGUGAAAUGGUCUGACUGUGUUCCAUUGUUCAGAGAGGAACUAAGAGCUUCCAGGACAACUAUGGUGGAUGCUGUGGAAAGUGGUACAGUUGCUGAUGCUGAUUACCACCAAGUAUGUGAAUUUCAUUCAGCAGCGCACCCAGGAAACACUAUGAUAGUUAGUGGUUUAAAAGCAGAUAUUGUAGCAGAUAUGGAUGUGCACUGUGAAAGUAACACCUCUUCAAGUACUGUAAGUGAAUUGUCAUGUUUGUUUGGGGAGGGUUAUCCUAAAGACACCUCAUCUGUGAAAAGAGGGCUUUUAUUAGGGACCUCUGAAAAUACUGAGGGUGCCUGUGAAUGUAGAGGAGAUUCUAAUACUGCUGAGUGGGUUCAUAGCAGUAAGGAAAGUCUGAUAAAAGCUGGAACUUCAAAAGAAAGCCUUGCAAUGCAGAGUGCGCCAAAAAAUAGGUUACCACUAUGCCAGAUGUUAGCGACAUUCUCGGAAACAUACAGACUGACUGUAAAAAACAGUAAAUUAAAUACAAGAAUGUUAGCACUUAGCAAUUUCUUAGAAGUAAAUGAUUCUGGAAAAAUUCAGUCUAAUGUGGAGCAAAGUCUAUUGCGUAGUGUUGAUAUAGGGGUAUCAGUGUUUGAAGAAUAUAGUCGUAAUCAAACUCUUGCUAUUUGCAACUUGAGAGAUAACAACACUGAUGUUAUGCUAGGUGGUUUUCAGCCUUCUCAUUGUUGCAGUUGUACCUCUUGUCCUCGGAAGGACUUUCUGAAUAGUGGUGGAGAAAACUUCUCAGUCAAGCCUCCUCCAAAUCCAACCCUGUCUGAUGCAGUAUGUAAUUCUCAGGCAGCCAGCCAGCCUUCUGAGUUGCAAAAAGCAAUGUUUAAAAAGCCAUGCAUGUUGGAGUUAGGAUCUUGUGUGGAUGGUGCUCUCAAAAAGAGCAAUAAAUUGAAGAGCAAAGUGCAAGAACCAUCUGAAGUCUUGAGUGUUUCAACUGAGACAGCUGUCCAAGUAACACAUGGCAGGCUAUCGAAGAGGCUGUUUCGAGGUAAAGGAAGAAAAAAAACCCUCAAAGUUAAACCGACUCAACCAGUUCUUGAAAGUGCUGAUACAUCUGUGCCAACAAAAUGCUCAUCCGAGACUAUAAAUAAAAUCAGGCAGGAGAUGGGUCCUCCUCUGCCCCCUUUGCUACUGCCUUUACUUGCUACUCCUCCAAAAGCUCCAUAUUCUGCAUCCCCAGUAAUGACUUCAUCUGGUCAAUCCUCCCUGCUUUCUCCUCUUGAUGACCUGAUAUCCCCACUGCGUGAAACUCCUGUUCCUCCUCUCAUGUCUCCAUUGACAGAUACUCCAACGACCAAAUCUGCCCUUUUGUUUUCCCCUCCAUCUCCUUCAGAAAUGGCAGUAGGUAGAAGAAUUCUCUCUUCACCUUUGAAAUUUUGUACUUCCAUUCCAAAGCAUGCACUUCCUGUCCCAGGAAGAUUUCCUCUGUUUGCAGCCGAUAGUGCUGCUCCAGUUUUUGCUCAGGAGAACUCUGUGAAAAUACUGGACACUAUGUAUCCAGAGCUAUCUGCAAGGGCAAGAACACUAAACAUUUUGAAAGGCAAUAUUCAACUUAACCGAAGUGCCCUUUCAGAUGGCCAAAAUUUGCCAGGACCUGUGAGUCAAAUCGGUGGAUUCAAAGCAAUUGCAUCUACAUCGACUGCUUUUGUUAAAACUGGAGGCAAUUUGAAAUCUGAUAGUAGCAAAAAGGAGCACAAAGACAUGCAAAAUCAGCAGUUGUUUUCCAGCUCAUUAGAUCACCUUGGGAAAAGGACAUUAAUGCCGGUAUCUAUGCCAAGAAGUGCAAAGAGGCUGAGGUUGGACAGUGAACCAGCAAAGCUGGAGCCCAGUGACAUUGCUGCUGUCAGAACUACUGAAAAUAAAAUGUCUGAAGUGCAGGGGCCUUUGCAUAUCAAGAGCUGUGAAACCAGUGAUUCAGCACACAGCUCCGUUUCAGAAAUGUCUUUACCAGUAAAGAAGAUUAUUGAUACUGAUUGCCAGAUAGUUACAGUAGCACUGAAGAAAAUUGCUGAAUCCUGUUUUGACUUGUUACCUGUUAUUCGAAGUCAUGUAUAUGUGGGCAAUAUCUCAAAGGUUCCAGUAAUGACAGAUGAAGAGAAAGAAGUUGUCUAUGAAUUUGGUAUCACAAACAAGCACCUAGCAGAGUCACUGCUGCACACUGUUCUCAAUAAACUCAAAACUCAGAAGACCACUUCAAAUCGCAAUUUUAUUCAGGCUCUCUGUAGAGUUUAUGUAGGUAUUUGUCGGCAGCUGGGAGACUUGGAAAGAGCCCGCCUAUUCUGCUAUAGCUUACUUAAAGAAGACUUUCCAGACUCAGAGAAAUUGAUUUUAUUUAUCACAAAUGUGUGGCCUGACAUAUUUUCCUUCCAAGGUGUAAUUAACAAAGCUAUGCAAUUAGUUAUCAGGCAGCGUGUCAAGGAUGAGGUGUUGGCCUGUUUGAAUACUUAUCUUAACUGGGAACAGAAUUCAUCUUUGGAUCCUGGUGUUAUGGUCUCUAGACUGCUUUUAGAAAUGCAGUCAUGUCCGAAAGUAGAAUUUCAAUGGAGUGAGCAGUAUGGAGAAGAUCUGAAUGAAGAUGCUUGGCAGUACAUAUUUGCUAUUGAUCUACUCUGCUCCCAUCUGAAGUGGAAUUGGACACAUGAAAAUGUCAUAAGUAAAGUGCUUUGGCCUUCUAUGGAUAAAUGGAUAAAAACCAGAAAAGGUCAUGAAGUGAUUCAGUCCAUUCCCGAUACUAUGAUAGCUUCAACACUCAGGCUAAUUGGUCAAUUGGGCCAAAUAGGUUUGAAGGAAGGAUAUCUUUCUGCUGUGAGGAAUAUUAGCUCUGUAAUUGGACUGUUCAUACAGCAUGCAAAAGAAGAAGAUGUGCCCUGGGGCGUGCAGCUGGCAGCUGUAUAUUCACUGUGUGACUUGGGUUCAAGCAAUCCAGUAGGUAUUGUUGAGGUCAUCGAUGCUUGGAAAACAACAGCUCUAAACAGCAUCCCUUCUGCUGUCACAAGUGGCAUAGCUGAAAUCACUUCUAUGUGUAGAAUGGACUUAAGCUAAAACCUAGGGAAAUAGGCCGACCUAAAGGAAGAAGUGCCUUAUUUUACUAAGCAGUAUUUCCAGUUAAAAACAAUACAAAGAUGAUGAUCAGGAAAGAAAUGGGGUGUAACGUGGUGUUCGUUUUUUGGGUUUGGGUCUUUUUGUUUUACUGAAUAUCUGAUUAGAUGAUGCAAACUCAAUUAUUUUUAUUUCCCCUUUGUGUUUAAGGAUGGAGAGAUUUUAAAAAAGCAAAGUGGCUUGCUUUUUCAGAUUAAAUCACUAGUGAUCUGAAAGCCAGUAGACCUUUUUCUCUCCUGAGAGAUUUAUGGUUUGAUGUCAAUAGUUUCUGUUGUUUGUCUUCCCUCAAUCUAGAGCACUGGCUAUUUGCCACAAUAGAAGAUUGAGACUGGCUGGAAACCUGCUCUAUUGUUUUAUAUUUUUAUUUAUAAAGUAAGUGCUCAGAUAGCAGAACUUUGCCCAGGUUCUGCUCUGUUUUACCUGAGUAGUCUCAUCAAUUUAAUUUAAAAUACUUGUCCAGAGCAAGUAGGAAUUGUUUUUUUGUGUAACAAUCGUGUAUAGAAUAACAGAGGUAUUAAAUCUCUGAAUUUGUAUAUAUGGUAUAUUCUGAAAAUGUGUUUCACAUUUGAUAUUGUUCCACUUGAGGAAUCUUGUGCAUGUAUAUAGAAAGUUGGUUCAAAAAAGUUCAAAUUUCUAAUGAUAGCUUCACUAUACUCCACAUUUUUGUACCUUUCAUAAUAAAA
Messenger RNA from Rhea pennata, 7649 nucleotides. RefSeq names its product interactor of little elongation complex ELL subunit 1 (gene ICE1). The coding region runs from base 55 to 6909 and encodes 2284 amino acids. The record is from RefSeq and is a predicted model, not a curated record. Lineage: Eukaryota; Metazoa; Chordata; Aves; Rheiformes; Rheidae. The transcript is spliced from 20 exons.